AUGACGGAACUCACGAUCCCGCUCCCCUCCUCCGCCUCUCCCACCUUCACCCAUCUCAUCCUAGUAUGCGGCCACGCGACCUACAUUGGUGCCACAACUCCCUCCUCCGCGUCCCUCGAUGAACAGAACUGGUCUCUUCAAUCCUUCCAGCGCUCCAAUCCUACAACUCACAAACCCGGCGAGCACCAUACAUUCCUAUCUCAUAUCCACUCCGCCGCCUCUCUCGCUGCUUCAACGCCGUCCUCCCUGCUCAUCUUCUCCGGUGGGCAGACCACGCCCACCGAACCAUCUAACCCUGAUGAAUUGACCGAAGCUCAGUCACACGCAAGACUACUUCAAAUGCACAUCUCCACUCUCCCUGCUUCAUCUCAGGAAAACCUCACCUACGCCUCUGAGAACUCGGCGACGGAUUCGUACCAAAAUCUCCUCUUCUCUAUUCUUCUCUUUCAUCACCUGACACACGCAUACCCUGCGCACGUAACGGUGAUCACCCACGCUUUCAAAACUCCCCGGUUCCUACAUCUCCACGGCCCAGCGAUCAAAUUUCCCGCUCAUCGCCUGCGAGUGCUGGGUAUCAAUCCACCUUUCACUGCACAAGAAGCAGAGGAGACGGAGAUCGGGGAAAGGGAGAGAGGCUAUGCGCCUUGGAAGGAGGAUUUGUAUGGUGUUGGAGAGGUGCUGGGCCGGAAGAGGAGGGAGAGAGGGUGGGACGAUGAGAGGGUCAAAGAUGGAUGGAUGGAUGAGUUGUCGGACGAAGUGAGGGAGCUGCUGGAGUGGAAAGGUGGGAGCACGGGGAGAGAGAUCUUUCCUAAAGCUUUGCCGUGGGAAGAGGAGGGUGCUGAGUAAGUGGAGCCAUCUCUGGACUUCCUCCUCGAACGCAGUCAUGAGCGCUAUGCGCAGACGACCGCACUCCCUCCAUCAAUGCAAGCGCAAGGACAGCAGGUGAUAUCACGGAGGAGCCAUGGACGAAUGUUCUACCAGUCAGCGACGAGCUUGUCGCUGCUUUGCACGCAAGGCUUACGCGCAAAGCUGGACCACCCCAAGAUCACGAACUGGCACCGCCGGGUGAAAGAAAAUCUACGGUUUGGCAGUGACUGAAAUGGAUGAUCCGUUAUGUGGUGUUGAGCCGAAUCUCUCACCACGGAAUACACGGCAAAUCCCAAGUACAUGAGUCGGACCGGAUCAAGGACAGUCUUGACACCACAGCAACACCAUUCGCCGCGAUGUCGACGCUGCGCAACACCACCUUGUUGGCUCUGCUAAUGAGGGAAGCAAUGCUCAUGACCGAGGCUCUUGGGCCAAUAACCGAAGCAACGAACGCUCAUGACCGAAGCAGAGGCAUCCGCAGUCUGAGUGUCCACUUUUGGCACCUGAGCUCGCCUUCGUCCUCGAUCGAGUAACAAUGAAGCGGACUCGGAAGAACUUGACUCAAAGCGGACAUGAUGAUGUUUCAAUUGUCCCUGCUGGCGACUGACACACGCCGCGGACACGUCGCUGCACAUGGUACUGGUUCAUACUGCUAUUAUGACCCAUCUCUAAAGUAUUCUGAAUUGUGUUUGCGGAGGAAAUAUGGCGAGACCUUCGAUGUCUGCUCCUAGCACGGGCGCCGCUGGGAAUACUCGGUCGAGGUCUGAGUAGAGGGAGCAGGACGAACAGGAUGAUAAGAAGAGGCGGAAGUUGGAGGACCGCAAGAUC
This is a messenger RNA of Zymoseptoria tritici IPO323, 1695 nucleotides long. RefSeq lists its product as uncharacterized. Gene Ontology annotation, cellular component: cytoplasm. The record is from RefSeq and is a predicted model, not a curated record. Bases 1 to 846 code for a protein of 281 amino acids. Lineage: Eukaryota; Fungi; Ascomycota; Dothideomycetes; Mycosphaerellales; Mycosphaerellaceae. The transcript has a single exon.